Salmo salar (Atlantic salmon) is the source of this 5738-nucleotide messenger RNA. Lineage: Eukaryota; Metazoa; Chordata; Actinopteri; Salmoniformes; Salmonidae. The record is from RefSeq and is a predicted model, not a curated record.
CACACCGCCCACAAAAAGCCACAGAUAUCUAUCUGUCUCCAGAUGCAAUUAUACAGUGCAACUAUAAAGAAUGAACAUAAAAUAGUGCAUUUAUAAAGGGUGUUUUUGCAUGAAGAUCGUUGGAAAGGCUUGUUCUAGGCUACCUAGCGACAGAAACAGCAGCGGCAGAAAGAGAGGCGAGAGAGAGAGGGGUGUUGGGUAAAUGAAAGUGGGUGGGCCUACCGCGAAUACACUCUACCAACUUCGAUCAGGAUACAUUUAUGCAAACACUUGAUUUUUUUUCCGUUAAUAGAAUUUACGCGCUACGGUCGUUAAAGUGUGUUUUCGGUUGGUUUUGAGGGGCUUCGGGCGCGGACAACGUACUCUUCCCCGUUAUAACGGGAGGUUUGAUUGUUGCUCGAGCUUGGUACCGCCCUUCCUGGCCGGUGGGUGGUUUCGGUGCUAACCGGAGCGACGCCACAGCCCCAGCGCGAGCCAUUCGCGGAGAAAAUAGGCCGUCCUUCCCCGGUGCUUCAGCCGGCCUUUCUCCCGUAGCCUCUCCUCUCCGGUUUACGAAUGCGUUAUGAGUGAUCAGAAGACUGAAGUGUGGGGAUCAGAAGAAGGGAAACCAGGCAAGAAAGGCAAACGUUCUGGAUCACAGGAUUCCCAGACGUCUCCCCUAGCCCUGCUGGCUGCAACCUGCAGUAAGAUAGGAGUUCAGGGAGGAGUGGAGGGACAGGUGCAGGGUGGGCAGUUCCAGGGUCAUAUAGUUGUAGACGCAGCAGGUAAUCAGACUUUGGUUCAGCAGCAGUUAGAACUGGUUCCUACCCAGUUCACUGGAAACGGCUGGCAGAUCAUCACUACCGCUCCCCAAAUGGCCAAGGACACUGCCAAUCAACCCGUCGCCGUGACGCUGGCCACCACUUCAGCCAAUGACAGUGCUCCGGCAAGCCGUAAGAUGAAGGCUGUGGGCGGGACUAACACCGUAGCAGCCAAUCAGCAGGUGCAGCAGCAGCAGUUCCAGAUCAUCCAGGUGCAAAACAUGCCGUCGUCAGGGGGUGGGGUCCAAUACCAGGUGAUCCCCCACCUGCAGACGGCCGACGGCCAACAGAUCCACAUCAGCCCCCAGACUGCAUCCCUGGGGGGCCAACAGAUCCACAUCAGCCCCCAGACUGCAUCCCUGGGCGGGCAGCACAUUCACAUCAGUCCGGCCCAGGGGGGUCUACCAGAGCAGGUCCAGCUGAUCCAGACCCAGAACCAAUCCCAGACCCAGACAAUCCUACAGCCAGCCAAUCAGCAAGCCAUCCUCACAAGUUCAGCCAAUCAGACGUUGCAGCUUCGUUCCGCCCAGUCCUUCCCGUUGCAGAUGCAGACCUUACAGGGCUCCCAGACCCAGGUCAUGACGACAGUACCCAUAAACAUCGGCGGUAUGACCCUCGCCCUUCCGGUCAUGAAUAAUUUAGCAGGGAGCGGAGCCGUGCAGCUUGUCCAAUCAGCCGAUGGCAGCUUUACCGUAGCUAACGGCAACCAGCUUGUGACGACAACUGCAGCGGCGGUGUCUGGGGCAGUUACUGUUACCGGGUCGUCUGGUGGUACCAUAACAACUGUUGCCGGGGGGGAUGGAGCAUCGACAGACGGAACACAGCUGAGUUCUGUAGCCGGGUCGGACGGAGGUACGGAGAGAGACACACAGAACCAACCGAGCGACCAGGAUUCUCAGAUGGUCCAGAGUCAGGCCAACGGACUGCAGGGCCAAUCAGAUCCUCCAGGGACCAUCCAGCAGGUCAUCGUGGGACAGAUGGGUAACCAGUUGUUGCAGCAGAUCCAGAUCCAGCCACAGCAGAUCACACAGAACCAGUUCCAGGGCCAGCAGAUUCAAACCUUUCAGUUAGGACCAGGUGGGACCCUACAGCCCAUACAAGCCUUCCAGAACCAACAGGUUCUGAUCCGGACCCCAACCCUCUCUCCGUCGGGUCAGAUCACAUGGCAGACUCUGCAGCUCCCCGGGGGGAUGUCUGUGCCCCAGCAGCUGACCCUGGCCCCUGUGGGCGGGGGGGGAUUCAUGCAGCUGGGGGGGGCUCCCCUCACGCUGAGCGCAGCCCAGAUCAACCCUGGGUCGGGGGUGCAGACAGUCAGCAUCGCCGGGCUGGGCACCACUGGAGUACAGAUGCAGGGGUUACCCCUCACCAUCACUGGACUACAGGGUCAGCCGCAGGGUCAGGAAGGAGGAGUAAAGGUCGAGCCAUCCCCUGUGACGGUAACCGCGGGUAACAUGGCUGGGUCAUCGCUUAGUCCAGAGCAGAUGGGUUCUGUCCAGAGUUCAUCAGACCAGGAAGGACCGCCCAGCAAGAGGCUUCGCAGGGUGGCGUGCUCCUGUCCUAACUGCAGGGCCGGAGAGGGGAGGACCAGUGGAGACCCAUCUAAGAAGAAGCAGCAUGUGUGUCACAUGGAGGGCUGUGGAAAGGUCUACGGUAAGACCAGCCACCUAAGAGCUCACCUCCGCUGGCACACAGGAGAAAGACCCUUCGUCUGUAACUGGAUCUUCUGUGGCAAGAGGUUCACACGCUCGGACGAGCUGCAGAGACACCGACGGACACACACAGGAGAGAAGAGGUUUGAGUGUCCAGAGUGCAGUAAGCGUUUCAUGCGUAGUGACCAUCUCUCCAAACACAUCAAAACCCACCUGAACAAGAAGGGAGGGGCUUCUCUCGCCAUCAUCACCACCGACGACAUGGAAAAUUCUAACCAGGGCUUAGGUUCCUCCCCUCGCAUCGUAACUGUGGCGACGCUCUCCCAGGACUCCGCCCCCGCCACACCAACAGCCUCCUCGCCCAAUCAAAUGGAGGGAGAAGAGGAGGAAGAGGAGGAGUUCGAGUAGUGACCAGUGACCACUUCCUGUGAAAGGAGGAAGCAGGGAGGGCUGACUUCCAGGUUGGUCUCCAUGGUUAUGCCGUGGAUAUGGAGGUCAGGUGGUAGAUGAUUUUUUAAAUUAUUAUUUAUUUGUUUUUUAAACGGACUCAAAGAGAAGACAAAUAUGAUAGACUGAAAAUGACAAACAGACUGAGAAAUCUGAAUCUAAACUAAUAAUUGAGUCCAACAACAGACUAAAGGUGUGAAUUUAUAGAAUGGUGUUUAUAACAGAACAGAGGUCAGGAGAAAAGGCAUAUCUGAACUCGCACUCUAUCCCCUAUAUAGUGCACUACUUUUGACCAGAGCCUUCUGAGUAGUUUGUUAUGUAGGGAAGAGGGUGUCAUUUUGGAUAGGUUUAUUAGACUAGCACAAAACAGUUGUAAAACAUCAAGAAGAGACAUUGGAUGUGUCCCAAAUGGCUAGGGUGCCAUUUGAAACGCAACAAUCUCUAUGCACAAAGAUGUUCUGUAACUAUGGUGAUGAGGAUGAUGAUGAAACAUGAUCUGUGGCGGGGUUUAGACUGUUGACAGACAGGUGAGAGGAGCCGGUGUGUGUGUGUGUGUGUGUGUGUACCUCGUUUCAACAGGACUAUAGUUCUAGUAAAGAAGAUCUGAUGAGCAGAAGAAAGACAAUACAAUGAGGAAUAGACUUCUAAAGGGCAGAAAAAAAGCAGAUUUAUAAAUGAUGCAUUCCUAUAAAGAAACGCUUGGCAUUUUAAAUAUUUGUUUCUAUAAACCUACCAAUCGAGCUUUCUUUCUCCAACAGGCUGUUUACUGAAAGCAAUACUAUAAGACAAUCCUAGUGAAACCAUGUUUACAUUAAAGACAGGAAAAGGAAAGGUUUCUUUUGGUAUGAAACAGCCAGUCAGCUCACAGCGUUCAAGGUAUACUGACAUCAUCAUACACAGCGGGGUGACUUCCUGCUUGAUGAUGUCAUAUUGCUGAGUGCACCUUGUGAGGAUGUAGCUCUGCCAGGGUUGGUGGGUGGGUGGGACAGUAUCAGUAAGCAGCGUUAAUGUCAAAACACAGUUUCCCCUCCCAGACACUCAGAGCAGCAGAUAUUGUCUGUCAUAUCCAGUUUAGAAUACAGCAGGAAUGUGACUCAAUCAUCGGACCUUAAUAACCUUAAUAACAUGUUAAUACAUGUUAAUGCAUGUUAAUACAUGUUAAUACAUGUUAAUACAUGUUAAUACAGAUCAAUGUCUGAGAUAAAUGAGAUACAUUCCAGUAUUGAGACAUAUUCCAGAUACACUACAGGACCAAAAGUAUGUGGACACCUGCUCGUCGAUCAUCUCGUUCCAAAAUCAUGGGCAUUAAUAUAUGGAGUUGGUCCCCCCCUUUGCUGCUGUAACAGCCUCCACUCUUCUGGGAAGGCUUUCCACUAGAUGUUGGAACAUUGCUGCUAUAACAGCCUCCACUCUUCUGGGAAGGCUUUCCACUAGAUGUUGGAACAUUGCUGCGGGGACUUGCUUCCAUUCAUCCACAAGAGCAUUGGUGAGGUCGGGCACUGAUGUUGGGCGAUUAGGCCAGGCUCGCAGUCAGUGUUCCAAAGGUGUUCGAUGGGGUUGAGGUCAGGGCUCUGUGCAGGGCAGUCAAGUUGGCGGUCCUGUUAUGUGAGCUUGUGUGGCCUACCACGUUGCCGCUGAGCCGUUGUUUCUCCUAGACGUUUCCACUUCACAAUAGCAGCACUUGACCGGGGCAGCUCAAGCAGGGCAGAAAUUUGACGAACUGACUUGUUAGAAAGGUGGCAUCCUAUGACGGUAUCACAUUGAAAGUCACUGAGCUCUUCAGUAAGGCCAUUCUACUGCCAAUGUUUGUCUAUAGAGAUUGCAUGGCUGUGUGCUCGAAUUUAUACACCUGUCAGCAACGGGUGUGGCUGAAAUAGCCGAAUCCACCAAGGGGUGUCCACAUACUUUUGUGUAUAUUAGUGCUAUUUCAAGUAAUUAGAGAUAUCCCAUUAACAGUAAAAGAGUUCCAGUGUGAUUUGACGUUGGCGCUGCUUCCUCCUGCGUUGUGAAGGUAGAGCCCCCUGUCUGUGAGUCCUGGUACUACAAUGCCUUAACACAAGCAGUACAUACCCCCCCAUGCUCAUUUCUGCUUUCUGUGUGAUGGACAAAGAGAGGAUGCAGGAAGACAAGGGGUGGUGGAGGGGAAAGAAGGGAUUGUGGGAGCUGGGUAUUCUAUUUGCUUUUUGUUAUGACAUGUUUCUGGUGAUGUUGGUGUGUACAUUUUUUGUUCUUUAUUUUUUUUGGGGGGGGGGCUUUUUAUUUUCUUAACCCCCCUCCCCCCAGUAUGUUCUGACACAGAUGAUUACUGUGUACAGCUAAUUUAUUAUUCACCCUAUGUUAAUAUCUGCCUUUUGCUGGAGUGUAUUGUUAGUAGACCUACCCAUUGAUCAGAGGUGUGUGUGUAGCAUGCUGUGUUUUAGUGCUGUUUUCUCUUCUUUUUAUUUAUUUUCAACUUAUUUUUCUACAUCCAACUGCUCCCCGUCAUUUCUACUACUUUCUCGCGCCAUAAUAUGUUUUUAAAAAAAAGAUUAAAGUAAACAAGAAAUAAUGAAAUGGUUUAUGUACCAAACAGAUGUGGAUGUUUUGGGGAAUAUUUUGUGUGACAACCAGUUUUCUUUCAUAUUUUCUAGUGACAUCUCAUUUGUAUAAUGUUUUUCUAAGCUGUUGGUGCCUCCAAGGCUGCAGGUUCUUCACUGUUGAUAUUCUAGUGAUAUUGUAUUGACAUUUUUAAAUCAACUUUGUACAAAACAUGUUAUGUGACUGGGAUUAAAGUAGUGAAAAGAGAACAAAAAUUACUUUGCUUGCAUAACAUUUAAAAUAAAGUGAUUAAAAUCAGUCUCAA